AUGGGUCUGAGGAAAAUCCAAGGAGUUGGUAGUCCUGCGACCUAUAGACGGACCUUUGCCGGCAAGGAUGGCCUCUACCCCAGUGCUCGGUUCCUCCUCGGCAGCGCGGCGGACCUGCUGGGGCGGGGAGUGCCCGCGGCCGGGUCGUUCAAGUACGUCUUCCAGAGGCUGACCAUCCUGGGGAUCGUAGGAUCGGGUGCCUACCUGCGGGAUAUGGUGGCGCCGCUGCUCGCCCUCGGGGGGUUUAUGGAGGUGCAGGAGUACGACUCGAUGCCGCGCGCCGGGGACGGGAGGUGCUCGGGCGCGGCGCACGGGACGGAGCUCGGGGACCGGUGGGAGUGGUUCCGCACCUAG
This is a messenger RNA of Colletotrichum navitas, 354 nucleotides long. RefSeq lists its product as uncharacterized. NCBI's taxonomy places the organism in Eukaryota, Fungi, Ascomycota, Sordariomycetes, Glomerellales, Glomerellaceae. Bases 1 to 354 code for a protein of 117 amino acids. The record is from RefSeq and is a predicted model, not a curated record. The transcript is spliced from 2 exons.